Meloidogyne enterolobii is the source of this 1323-nucleotide messenger RNA. The record is from the annotation of a GenBank genome assembly. NCBI's taxonomy places the organism in Eukaryota, Metazoa, Nematoda, Chromadorea, Rhabditida, Meloidogynidae.
AUGUCUCGCCAAUACGAAAAACAACUUCCAACUGAAAAACGAGUAAAAACUUCAUGUGCUCCCCGCCAUUUUUUAAGAGUAAAGAAUGGCCAACAAAACGCCGCAGCUUUUCAGCGUCGUCGGCGUUCUCUAUUUCCUUCAAAUUUAACAACAAAUACAACAAUAGAACGAAAUUCUAAUUCUUUUGCAAAUAUUGCUGAACUUGGAAAAUUAAAUAAUGACAAUUCUGAAGAAUCCUCCCCAUCAUCUCCUUUACACAAAACAGCUUCUCAUACAGGACUGUCUGAGGGAGUGGGGAAAAAUGGAGGUGGGGGAGGAGGAGGAGAUUUUCAUUCGGCCAGAUUAAAAUCUAGUAGAGGCAUUAGACCAAUGACUAGACAUAUGGAUAGAGAAGAAAUUGCCAGAAUUGAUGCCCAAUCACCUUUACAACAAUACAAGGAAUUGUUGAGAGAAUUACAAAUUAGUACUUGGAAGUUGAUUAACGAUGCGGGUAAACCAGUCUAUGGAUUUAGCUUCAAAAAAGAGCUUCGUUCUGUCAAUCCUUUCUCGCCUACGCACAAGGAUAGAACUAAAAGGAUUGCAAAGGAACUUUCUUCAAUGCACAAUUCCCUUCCCUUAAAUGCUUCAAAUGCCAUUUUUAUUUGUAUGGACGAAACUAGAUGUGAUAUGUUAAAGGCAUUAAUUAAAAAUAUUUUCCUGGCUGUAUUAAUAAGUGGCCCGGACGAUACUCCCUAUCAGAAUGGACUGUUCGAGUUUGACGUGUUCUUUCCUGUAAAUUACCCGCAACAACCUCCAAAAUGCUCAUUUCUUACUACUGGCUCUGGUAAUGUUCGUUUCAACCCAAAUCUGUACAACGACGGCAAAAUUUGUCUUUCAAUUCUGGGCACAUGGGAAGGAAGGCCAGAAGAGAAAUGGAGUCCUCUAUGUUCUCUCCUUCAAGUUUUAAUUUCUAUUCAGGGACUCAUAUUUGUCCACCAGCCCUAUUUCAACGAGCCAGGAUUUGAAAAAGGUCAAGGAACUACAAAAGGAGACGAAAAUUCUCGAAAAUACAAUUUACACAUAGAAAAUGCAACUCUAGUCUAUGCAAUAUACGAACAAUGGAAAAAUGGCCCAAUUUAUUUUCGGGAUAUAAUUAAAAGACAUUUUUGGGCUAAAAGAGAAUCUGUGUUAAAACAGGCAGAAAGGUGGCUACAACAAGUUGUGGAUGAAGUUAGAAAUAAUAGUGGGCCUAAAAAGGAGGAACUUAAUGGAAUGGUGGAAAGUGUUUUUAGUAGUUCUAAUGUACAGGUAGAAUAUUAUAGUGAUCGAAAAAAAUUUUUUUGA